This is a messenger RNA of Colletotrichum orchidophilum, 1671 nucleotides long. RefSeq lists its product as uncharacterized. Bases 1 to 1671 code for a protein of 556 amino acids. NCBI's taxonomy places the organism in Eukaryota, Fungi, Ascomycota, Sordariomycetes, Glomerellales, Glomerellaceae. The record is from RefSeq and is a predicted model, not a curated record. The transcript is spliced from 5 exons.
AUGACGACUGCAAAUAAACGCCCACGCAGCGAGCCGCAAUGGCUCAAGGCAUGCGUCGAUGUUCUCCAAGCGAUAAAGCUGGCCGCGUCUCAAUCGGCCCCGAAGCUCCUCAACUCAUGGCUCUACGUGCCCUCGGGUAUCAUGGUCAUGCUGGCUGCAUGCUUCGGUGUCAGCGUCUUCUUCGACGCCGUCGGGGUCUCCUUCCCGGCCUCUGUGGCCUGUCUGAUUCUGCUCUUCUUCGGGCUCUUGUUGUCGGAACUGGUGCUAGGGAACCACAAGACGAGAGCAAUUGUCGCUGUCAUUGAUGUGCCGGCGGGGUGGUCUCUCCGUUGGAUCAAUAUCUUUUUCACACCAUCGUUCAUCAUGCUGCCAUUGAGUCCCUCGAUCGGUAUCAAGGAGGUCAUGAAGAUCAUCGCCGUCUUCAUCAUUGGAUUCAUCAUGAUGAUGGCGCUGGCCGCAUACCUCACCCGCGGCCUCCAACUCCUCCUUGGCUCAUCCAAGCGCGCGAUAACAGAACGCGCAGAGGAGAUGGGCAACGAGACAGACGAAAUCCCUCUCGCCGACACGCCCCCUCGAAGCGACUCCGUCCCGGGCUCCCGCACCAUCUCCGCAGCUCCGUCCUCGUUAUCGCUCAACACCCUCGCUCCGCCGCCGCCCUCGCAGAACGCGUCACACACCUUCCUCCCAUCAGCAAACUCCCCCGACCGACCGACCGAGACCGGCGGCGAUCUACCCUCGUCCCCGUCAACCCCGUCUCUUCCACGCCAAGAACCCGUCCCCAUGCCACGCUCACAACUCUGGGCCGCUUGGAUCUGCGGCCACCUAAACUGGGUCAUUUACGCCUUCAUCUUUGCCUUCGUCGGCAUCCCCCUCUACUACGCAACCGGCUACGCCAUGCCCCUCCACCUAAGCCUCAUCCUCCUCGUCUACUUCGCCGCCAUGUCCGUCCCCGCAAACUGGAGACAGUACCUCCACCCCGUCCUCCUCACCUCCCUCCUCUCCGUCCUCGGCAUCUGGGCCCUCGCCGCCGUCAGGGGCACCGGCCUCUUCGAGACCCUCCGAUCCUUCCGCACGGGGGCGAACUACACCUACCUCUGGCUCCACGCCAGCAACGCCAGCGGCCGCCUCCCCGGCGCCGGCGACAUCUUCAGCACCGUCCUCGACGCGAGCAUCGUCUCCCUCGCGCUGCCAAUGUACCAGUACCGCCGCGAGCUGAAGCAGAACUUUGUCGCCAUCGUCCUGCCCAACAUCCUCAUGUCCAUCGGCUGCCUCUUUUCGUACCCCAAGAUCUGCUACGCCAUCGGCAUCAGCGCAGAGCGGUCUCUCGCGUUUGCGUCGCGUAGUUUGACGCUCGCGCUGGCUCUCCCUGCAACGGAGAAUCUCGGGGGCGAUCUGAAUACCGUGGCUGCGGUGGCCAUCAUGAGCGGCAUCGUUGGUGUGCUGGUUGGCCAGCGCAUGCUCGCUUGGCUGAGGGUACCCGAAGAUGACUACAUCACCCGCGGCGUCACGCUGGGCGCCAACUCCUCAGCCAUCGCCACCGCGCUCCUCCUCCGAACGGAUCCCCGUGCCGCUGCGCUAUCGAGCUUGUCAAUGAGUUUAUUCGGCACCAUCACCGUCUUGUUCACAUCCAUUCCGCCCAUUGCAAGCGUCAUCAAGUCACUGGUAACGUGA